Molecule: messenger RNA, 402 nt
Organism: Haemonchus placei
Lineage: Eukaryota; Metazoa; Nematoda; Chromadorea; Rhabditida; Trichostrongylidae
Source: the annotation of a GenBank genome assembly
UUGCGAAAAUUUAGAUUUGUGUCAGUUGUGGCAGACAAUGAGAACGCAGUGAAAAAGUCCAGGCUCGUUCAGGGGGUGGAUGACUCCGAAACUUCUUCUGGCGCAACUAAUGGAGUGCUCGCUAAAGAUUCUGAAGAAAGCAGCUGUUGUGAGGAAAACAGGAACAUACUAGCUAUUGUUGAGAAGAUGGAGGUUGAAUCACGUGCUGUGGAGCGUUUGGUACUGCAUUUAAACUCCAUGUGUAGAAGCGGUUUCGCCCCAACGGAUGGAUCAUUGGAAAAGAAGGUCAAAUUCCAACUAUUCGAUAUUCUGUCUGAGCUUCGUUCCCAAAAAUUAGUGAUCCAUUCAUUGAGACUUAGGCUCGAGGAAGCGUUGCGUUACGAAGGGGAUAAAUGUUCAUAA